Molecule: messenger RNA, 1840 nt
Organism: Xiphophorus hellerii (green swordtail)
Lineage: Eukaryota; Metazoa; Chordata; Actinopteri; Cyprinodontiformes; Poeciliidae
Gene: vamp8
Product: vesicle-associated membrane protein 8 (endobrevin)
Exons: 3
Coding region: 300-668 (122 amino acids)
Biological process (GO): vesicle-mediated transport
Cellular component (GO): membrane
Source: RefSeq, a predicted model, not a curated record
UCGUCGAGAAACAAAUCGUCGCAUAUCGCUGCGAGGUUACGUAUUUUAAUGUGACGGAGGAAGCAAAUUGUGAUGCGGUUCACUUGACACCGGCGACGCGGAGGAAUUUAGUCAGAAGGAACGAAAAGAAACAUCUACCAGGAAGUUAACUUGAAGAAGGAAACGUAGUUGGAACUUGAACGUAUUAAACUCUUACAUUUUAUACCAGGUCUUAAAAAAGGUCUUAAGUGAACGCAACAAGGUUAAAUUAAAAGUUGGACCGCCAAUUUACGGGCAAGAGGACCUUUGCUUCCAACAAGAUGGACUAUGAUCCGGAGCGAGGAGGAAUCGAGGACGCACCAGAGCCCAAGGACAAGGUCCAGAACCUGAAGGACCAGGUGGAUGGAGUGAAGAACAUCAUGACGCAGAAUGUUGACCGGAUCCUGGCGCGAGGAGAGAGGCUGGACGACCUCAUGGGCAAGUCAGAGGAUCUACAAGCGGGGGCUCAGAACUUCAAGCAGACUUCUCACAAAGUGGCCCGGUCCUACUGGUGGAAGAACGUCAAGCUGAUCGUCGUCAUCGUGGUGGUCGUGCUCAUCAUCGUCCUCAUCAUCAUCCUGCUGGCCACCGGAGUCAUUCCCGUCAGCGCGCCUGUGGGUCCUGUAGUCACUCCCACCAAGAAACCGUGAAGGCACACAACGCGUCCAACGAGACACAACGAAGUCGUAAACACCGAAUACCGAGUAAUAUAUUGACCCUAGAACAUGACUUAUUACUACUUCUGGUAAAUAUUUAAGGUUUCUUAGUUUCUUCAGGUUACUUUCAUGCUUUUGUUAAAUGCACUUUUAAUGAUAAACUCUUUGAAACAGUUUAAAUAAAACCAGAUAAGUGAGUUAUCUUUCCUUUUCUAACUUUUUUUAAAUGCUUUUUUUUCUUUUUUUACUGGAAGCACCUCAGUCUUCUUCUCCAUCUGUAGCUAGUUAACAGUUAAUCUGAAUGAUUGUAGAUUUUUAUUUUUCAUGGUUCGUGGUUUAUGUUGACUUUUCCAAAGAUAUGCUUAUGAAGUCUAAACCGGGAGAAACUUAUCCAACGUGUUACGAGACGCACAUUAGAUUUUGAAUGUUACCACUAACUUCAUUAAAGGAGAACCUACUUUUUUACACUCACACAAAAGAAAAUGUGUACAACUAAAACCAAUGACUGAUGUUGGUACGAUGAAUGUCUUUUUUUUUUUUUUUUUUUACAUUCAAGCAUCUAUUGCAUAAUAGAGGCCUGACGUGUUGAGAACAGGUGGGACGCAUCAUCAGGCUCUUCCACAGAACAAACAUUCAGGCCCACCUCCUUCUCCUGCCCCACCACCUGGUUAGCUUCAAAGAGGUCAAAAUGACUCUAAUUAUCAACUGUAUAUACUUCUCACCAAUGUGUAUAUUUACUGUUAACAAGUGUCUUUGCUGAAAAUGUCUAAACAUUAGAACCAAAUGAUCUAAUUCUUUAUUUUAUUCAAUGGAAUCCAGAAUGAUUCCUGGAUAUUUCUGUGAAAAUAAACUAUACUGAUUUCUGAUUAAAUGGCACAGUUCUGUGGUUGUUGUUUUUUUUUGUUGCUGUUUAUCAGAUGAUUGUAUAAAGAACCAGAAUGUGUUGGAACAAAUUCUCUCUGUGUGUAUUAUAGUUGUCUGUGAUUGUGGGAUGCAGUAGCCUCUGUUCUCUUAGCCUGUUUAUUUUUGACUGAGUGAUGGCGGCCGGAUAAAUGCUGUCCUGAUGGCAGACCGCCGCAGAGCAGCUGACCGGUGUAGCUGCUCCGGGGUUUCUGGUGUUCAAUGGUUUUACUGUCCGAUGAAGUCAAUAAAUAGUAUUUACCUCA